CGUGGUUGUGUGUCCCCAGCAGCCACCAGCCACCAGGGGGGGGUGGAUCCCAGUGGCUUUUUGGAGCCGGAGCCCUGCCAGGAGAGGAGGAAGGGCCGAGGAAGACGUGCCGGGUGAUGGAUGGUCCCAGCCUGGCACCGCAGCCCCGGGAGAGCGGCACCGGGCGGCUCGGGGACCUCGGGGACCUGGUUGGCAGCGCCCGCCUCUGCAGAGCCCCGCAGCGUCUGCUCCGCUGAGCUCCGGAGCCAGGAGGAGGAUUGGGAGAGGUUCCCGGUGAGCCCGGUGUCCCCGUGGUGGGGCACGGUGUGGGGCUGAGCCACUGUCCCCCCCCCCGGCAUGGCACGGCAGGGCUCAGGGGCCAUGCUGGCCUCUGGUGGCCUGGGCUUCCCCCCCCAGAACCUGGCCCGCGUGGUGGUCUGGGAGUGGCUGAACGAGCACGGGCGCUGGAGGCCCUACUCGGCCGCCGUUUGCCACCACAUCGAGAACGUGCUGAAGGAGGACGCCCGCGGCAGCGUGGUGCUGGGCCAGGUCGACGUCCAGCUGGCACCCUACAUCAUCGACCUCCAGUCCAUGCACCAGUUCCGGCAGGACACCGGGACCAUGCGCCCCGUACGGAGGAACUUCUAUGACCCGUCCUCGGCCCCGGGGAAGGGCAUCGUGUGGGAGUGGGAGAACGACAACAACUCCUGGACCCCUUACGACAUGGACAUCUGCAUCACCAUCCAGAACGCCUACGAGAAGCAGCACCCCUGGCUGGACCUCUCCUCCCUGGGCUUCUGCUACCUCAUCUACUUCAGCAGCAUGUCCCAAAUGAACCGGCAAACCCAACGCAAGCGCCGGCUCCGGCGUCGCAUGGACCUGGCCUACCCCCUCACCAUGGGCUCCAUCCCCAAGUCGCAGUCGUGGCCGGUGGGGACCAGCACGGGGACACCUUGCUCCUGCCCUCAGUGCCUGCUGGUCAACAGCACCCGCGCCGCCUCCAACGCCAUCCUGGCUUCCCAACGCCGCAAGCUCUACCCGGGUGCCGUCCGCCAGAGCAGCACCUUCGCCGGGGGGGCUCUCUGGCCGGCGGGGACGGGGACGGGGGCGAUGGCGGGUGGCACGGCCAAGGGUGAGGGGCUGCGGGUGGCCGGAGGGGCGUUUGCCCCCAGCCAGAGCGUGCCCAGCGGGAUACCGCUGCCUGGGCUCAACAACCUCAACCGACCCGGCACACAGCGGGGGUCCGGACUCGGUGCCCGGGCCACCGUCCCCCCCGGGGUGCCAGCCCUCCCGGUCAAGAACCUGAACGGCACCGGCCCCGUCCAUCCCGCCCUGGCAGGGAUGACGGGCAUCCUCAUGUGCGCCGCCGGGCUGCCCGUCUGCCUGACCCGCGCCCCCAAACCCAUCCUGCACCCGCCGCCCGUCAGCAAGAGCGACAUCAAACCCGUGCCCGGCAUCAACGGCAUCUGCAGGAAAACCAAAAAGAAGCAUCUCAAAAAGAGCAAGACCCCCGAGGACGUGGUGCGCCGCUACAUCCAGAAGGUGAAGAACCCCCCGGAUGAGGACUGCACCAUCUGCAUGGAGAGGUUGGUCACCUCCUCCGGCUACGAGGGGGUCCUCAGCCACAGGGGCAUCAAGCCGGAGCUGGUGGGCAAGCUGGGCAAGUGCGGGCACAUGUACCACCUCCUCUGCCUCCUGGCCAUGUACAACAACGGCAACAAGGACGGCAGCCUGCAGUGCCCCACCUGUAAGGCCAUCUACGGGGAGAAGACGGGCACGCAGCCCCCCGGGAAGAUGGAGUUCCACCUCAUCCCCCACUCCCUCCCGGGUUACACCGACUCCAAAACCAUCCGGAUCGUCUACGACAUUCCCACCGGCAUCCAGGUGCUGAAGCUGCUGAUCGUGGCCUGGGACCGGCGGCUCAUCUUCACCAUCGGCACCUCCAACACCACGGGGGAGUCGGACACGGUGGUGUGGAACGAGAUCCACCACAAGACCGAGUUCGGCUCCAACCUGACGGGCCACGGCUACCCCGACCCCAACUACCUGGACAACGUCCUGGCCGAGCUGCUGGCCCAGGGCGUCUCCGAGGCCACCCUGAAGGACUGAGGCAAGGGUGAGGGGCUCCCCCCAGCUCCCCCCUCGCCCCCGCGUCCCUGCCCGUGCCACCGCCGCCCGCGCCGCUUCGCUGCCGACGCUGCAGCCCUGCUG
Molecule: messenger RNA, 2190 nt
Organism: Calidris pugnax (ruff)
Lineage: Eukaryota; Metazoa; Chordata; Aves; Charadriiformes; Scolopacidae
Gene: DTX1
Product: deltex 1, E3 ubiquitin ligase
Exons: 8
Coding region: 337-2088 (583 amino acids)
Biological process (GO): protein ubiquitination; Notch signaling pathway
Cellular component (GO): nucleoplasm
Molecular function (GO): zinc ion binding; ubiquitin protein ligase activity
Source: RefSeq, a predicted model, not a curated record